Molecule: messenger RNA, 2381 nt
Organism: Arabidopsis thaliana (thale cress)
Lineage: Eukaryota; Viridiplantae; Streptophyta; Magnoliopsida; Brassicales; Brassicaceae
Gene: SPL2
Product: squamosa promoter binding protein-like 2
Exons: 5
Coding region: 882-2141 (419 amino acids)
Biological process (GO): positive regulation of DNA-templated transcription
Cellular component (GO): nucleus
Molecular function (GO): DNA binding
Source: RefSeq, marked reviewed
ACGAGAUCCUUCUCUAAUUUACAGGUACCCAUCUUUUAUUUCUGAAUAAUAGAUUUUGGUUCUUGCAAAUCUUAUAGCUUAAAGUUGAGAUUUUUGGUAUUUACUUAGCAACAAAAAAAGUUUGUGAUAAUAUUACCAUAAAUGGUGAGACAUCCAUUUGCGGCUGAGAUUUUGCUACUUUACUCUUUUCUCUCUCUCUAUUUCCAUUUGUAUUGUCACUCACUCACAUACAAAAAUAACAUCAUAAUCAGAGAUAAUGAGUAAAAGUGAAAGAAACCCUAAUACCAACUUACUCUACAAGGUUAAAACAAAUGUUGCUCUUUUUCAUUAGUCCUAUGGAUCUUAUUCCCAAAAUAAAAGAUGAAAACUUUAGUGGGUUUGGUUCAUCAUCUCUUUUGGGUUUUUGUAAAUUACUGAUUUUGGUAGAUGUGUUAGGCAAAAAGUAGAGAGAAAUGUUACGGAAUGUAAUAUUAAAGGGAUGAUUUUGACAGAUGAGAAGUUUAAUCUUACAUCUGUAAACAGCUUUUGAUAAUGAAAUGGUGUGAAGAGAGGGUCCUACUUUCUUGAAGGGUUUUGCCCCCACAAUCUCUAAUGAAUGUGAAUUAUUGGUGAGCCAAAAAAAAAGUUUUCUGAUGAAAGAAUGAGAGAGGGUAUCUUUUUUGUUGGUCUUGCUAUAAAUGUGGAUGAAAAUUGUGAUUGAAACUUACUCGUAAACUUAAAAAAAAAAAAAAAAAAACAGAACAAUUUCUUCUUCCUCUGGGAUCCAUAAGUUUUGAGGUAUGUUGUUGCUGAUUUUGUCCUUUUAUGUCUGCAAAUAACAGAGAAGAUAAAUGAGGAUUUUCUCCUAGGUUGAAGUUUUAUAUUUUGGUGGUCAGUGUCUGAUGGAGUGUAAUGCAAAGCCACCGUUUCAAUGGGAAUUGGAAAACUUGAUAUCUUUUGGCACUUCUACAGCUGAAGUUCCUAGAAAGCUAAAACCAAUGGAGUGGGAAAUUGAUGGAUUUGAUUGCACCUCUCUGUAUUCUUCAAGCUUUGCCUAUGCUGGUAGUUCAGGUUCUGAUAUAGCUCAUGCUUUCUCUAAAAGCUCAAAGUCAACUUCCAUUAGCUCUUCAUCAGCUGAAGUAAGAACACACAAUUUUACAUCCGAAACUGGUGAAAGUCUUCCUGGAGAAUUUGCAAAGGGGAUUGAUACUUCUCCAAGUCUUGAACUUUCUUUUGGCUCUGGUGAUCCGGUUCUCGGUUUAAAGCUUGGUAAACGAACGUACUUUGAAGACUUUUGGGAAGUGGAGAAUGCUAAAGGUUUGGGACUUCCAGUGACUCUGGCUUCAUCUUCUGUUUCUCCCGUGAAGAAAUCGAAAUCCAUUCCUCAGAGGUUACAAACUCCUCACUGUCAAGUUGAAGGCUGUAAUCUUGAUCUUUCAUCAGCUAAAGACUAUCAUCGGAAACAUAGGAUUUGUGAAAAUCAUUCAAAGUUUCCUAAAGUCGUUGUGAGUGGCGUAGAGCGUCGGUUCUGCCAACAAUGUAGCAGGUUCCACUGUCUCUCUGAGUUUGAUGAGAAGAAACGUAGCUGUCGCCGACGUCUCUCAGAUCACAAUGCAAGACGUCGCAAGCCAAAUCCUGGAAGGACAUAUGAUGGGAAACCACAGGUGGAUUUUGUAUGGAACAGAUUUGCACUUAUCCAUCCAAGAAGUGAGGAAAAGUUUAUAUGGCCAAGUUCGAAGCACGUACCAUCAAGAGUGUUAAUGCCGCAACCUGCAAAGACUGAGAUUUCCGAUACCGAGCACAAUAGAUUUGGAUUGUUGGACCCCAAAACCAAAACCGCAAGAGCCGAGUUAUUCAGUAAAGAAAAGGUCACAAUCUCUUCACACAUGGGUGCUUCUCAAGAUCUUGAUGGUGCUCUCUCUCUUCUGUCAAAUUCAACAACAUGGGUUUCUUCCUCUGACCAACCAAGGCGUUUUACCCUUGAUCACCAUCCCUCAAGCAACCUCCAACCCGUAGCUCACCGGUCUGCGGCUCAACUCAAUUCAGUUUCCGGCUAUUGGCAGCCGGACCCACCCGCAGUUGAAGGCCCGACCGCUCUGCAUAGAAAUGGGGUAGGCCAGUUUAAUGAAAACUACUUCAGCUUGAACCAGUUUUAUAACUGAAAAUUGUAUGCCUUUAAAUCCUAAUAAGAUAUUUGAUGUUAAAGGAUCAAGCAAGCUAGUGAUAAGUUAAGAUAGGAGCUUUGAAACUUGCAAGACACCAAAUCCUCUCUUGUUUUUUUGUCCAAAUAUUUUCAUGGGUUAGAGAGCUUUGACAAUUGUCUUAAUAUCAUCUUUGUCGUGUUAUACAUUAGGAUUAUAAAUCUUGAUGGUGUACUACGAAAUUGAUCAAACGCAUGAUAA